Messenger RNA from Fusarium venenatum, 186 nucleotides. NCBI's taxonomy places the organism in Eukaryota, Fungi, Ascomycota, Sordariomycetes, Hypocreales, Nectriaceae. The record is from RefSeq and is a predicted model, not a curated record.
AUGCAAAGUUGGGAGCUCAAGGCUGGCCAACUUACGGUCUUCGACCUCUCUUUUACUUGCGCCACCGCCGAGGCAGCAUGCUCGCUAUUCAACAUUUGUCCCUGUCUCUUCCUAGAGAAGAAGGCUGCGGCUGGUCACAUCACCAAAGAUCGAGUCAUGCAUUUCUCAUACGAAAUCAACACUUAA